AUGAUCCAAAGAAGCGGGUCGGGUCGCCGGAUUCUCACAUACCCGGCGGUUCAUCCAUGUGAAGCCAUGUCUCCCCAGACGCUCCUGAACUCACUCAUCACUCUCACCCACGUCAUUUGCUCUUACAAAUCAAAAUUCAUCGCCAGCAACAACAGAAACGCUCGCGAAACGGUAAGACAAAUCGGGGUCGUUCGAGUUUUUCUCGAAGAAAUCCGAGACGGGCAGUCGGGUCUUUCGGCUUCGGCGGUUCUGUGCUUGUCGGAGCUCCAUUUGGCCUUCCAGAAAGUCCAGUUAUUGUUGGAAGAUUUGACCCGGGACGACGCCCGGGUAUGGAUGCUGAUGAAUUCGGAUCGUGUGGCGAACCAUUUUCGGGUCUUGAGCAGGGCCAUGGGUACGGCUCUCGAUGUUCUGCCUCUCGGUUCGGUCAACGCACCGGUUGAGAUGAAGGAGCAUGUAGAAUUAGUGACCAGGCAAGCGCGAAAGGCGAUGUUUGAAGUCGACCCGGAUGAUAUUCGGGUCGUGGAGGCCGUUAGGUCCGUCUUGGUCGGGUUUGAGAAAGGGGUUGUUUCGGGCAAGAGCGAUUUGAAAUGGGUUCUCGAGUAUCUUGGGAGUAGAAAGUGGAGCAAUUGUGAGAGGCAAGUCAAGUUCUUGGACUCAGAAAUUGGGGUUGAGAAUUUGACUGAAGAAAAGAGAGAAGUGGGUUUCUUGAGCAGCCUGAAGGGGUUGAUGUGCUAUUGUCGAUGUGUGUUGUUCAAUGUUGUUGAUGGUGAAAGGGGUCGAAGAUCCGAGACGACAUGCAGUAGCAGUGAGGUAUUGAAUCGUCUCAAUGUAGAAGAUUUCCGGUGCCCAAUUUCGUUGGACAUCAUGGUUGAUCCUGUGACAAUAGGGACAGGGCAUAGCUACGAUCGGAGUUCGAUUAUGAAAUGGUUCAGAGCUGGCAAUCCCAUUUGUCCCAAGACGGGUGAGAAGCUCAAGAACAUGGAGGUGGUCCCCAAUUUGGCGCUGAAGAGGUUGAUUCAGCAGUAUUGUGCUGCGAAUUGUGUUCCGUUUGCUGCUUCGGAUCAUCGAAAUCGUGACAUUGGGAAGACUAAGCUUGCAGUUGCUGGCAGUUUGGCAGCUGAGGGAGGCAUGAAGAUGGUGGCAGAGUUCCUCAGUGGCAGGCUGGAUGUUGGGACACGAGAAGAGCAGAACAAGGCUGCUUAUGAGAUCCGGCUUCUUUCGAAAACAAGCAUUUUUAACAGGUCUUGUUUGGUUGAAGCUGGUGUGAUCCCACAUUUGUUAAAGCUGUUGUCUUCAGCAGAUUCAGUGACCCAAGAGAAUGCCAUUGCAGCCUUGUUGAAUCUCUCCAAGCAUUCCAAAAGCAAGGAUGCGAUUGUUGAAAAUGGGGGUCUGGAUUUGAUUGUGGAUGUGUUAAAGAAGGGUCUCAAACCAGAGGCUUGUCAGCAUGCUGCUGGCACAAUGUUUUACCUCGCUUCGAUUGAGGAGUACCGGAUAUUGAUUGGAGAAAAUCCAGAGGUCAUGCCGGCUUUGAUGGAGAUGAUCAAGGAUGGGACAGAUAGGGCCAAGAAAAACGCAUUGGUUGCGAUUUUCGGGCUCCUUACACACCCUGCAAAUCAUAGGAGGGUGAUAGCAGCAGGGUUAGUUCCUGUGCUGGUUAAUAUCUUAACAUCUUUUGAUAGUGAAGUUCUUGUCACAGAUGCUCUAGCAAUUCUAUCAACUCUGGCGGAAAAACCAGAUGGAUCAGUUGCAAUUUCUGGUUGCAAAGUUUUUGAUGCGAUAGUGAGGAUUUUGAAUUCCUCCAUUCCAAGGGCAGGGAAGGAGUUCUGUGUGUCUUUGUUGCUGGCUCUUUGUCUAAAUGGUGGCAAUGAUGUUGUUCUUCUUCUGGUUAAGAGCCCUUCUCUUAUGGGAUCUUUAUAUUCCCAACUCAGUGAAGGCACAUCUCGAGCAAGAAGAAAGGCUAGUGCUCUCAUCAGGCUACUACACGAAUUCCAUGAAAGACGAUCCUCUGGCCCAAUGGCUCGUGGAGUUCUUCCUCAAGAGAGAUUUGUUCACGUUAGGUAA
This is a messenger RNA of Prunus armeniaca (apricot), 2061 nucleotides long. Lineage: Eukaryota; Viridiplantae; Streptophyta; Magnoliopsida; Rosales; Rosaceae. The record is from the annotation of a GenBank genome assembly.